Molecule: messenger RNA, 1527 nt
Organism: Macrosiphum euphorbiae (potato aphid)
Lineage: Eukaryota; Metazoa; Arthropoda; Insecta; Hemiptera; Aphididae
Source: the annotation of a GenBank genome assembly
AUGUUCACCUCAAAUUGGUGGAUAAAUGUCAUCACGCCGUGUACGAUAAUAGUUACGGUCGCAUAUUAUUUCUGCGUGUCGACCUUUAAGAAAUGGGAAAAGCUCAACGUGCCCUACAUCAAACCGGUCCCGUUGUUCGGAAACUUUUUGGAUAUAGCACUGGGCAAAGCCCACCCGUUGGAAUUUUACGGCAAAAUCUAUGACGAGUUCGCCGGUCGCAAAUAUGGAGGGCUGUACCAGAUGAGGACGCCUUAUCUAAUGGUUCGCGAACCUGAAAUUAUCAACGACAUGUUGAUAAAAGACUUCUCGUCUUUCCCCGACCGCGGUAUUUACUCGGAUUUCGUGGCGAACCCGUUGUCGAACGGUUUGUUCUUCAUGGAAAAUCCACAAUGGAAAACAAUAAGAAACAAAUUGACGCCCGCUUUCACGUCCGGAAAACUCAAGACGAUGUACGAUCAGAUCAAAGAGUGCGGCGAUGAGUUGAUGAAAACCAUCGAUAUGGAUCUGAUUAAAAACGGCAACGAAAUAGAAAUAAGGGACAUCAUGGGAAAGUAUUCGACCGACGUCAUCGGCACUUGCGCUUUUGGGCUCAAGCUGAACGCCAUCAACGAUGACGAAUCCCCAUUUCGUAAAUACGGAAAAUCCAUAUUCACACCUUCGCUAAGGACGCUUUUCAGAGAACUGUGUUUGAUGGUCACCCCUGCACUUUUGAAAGUCGUAAGAGUAAAGGAUUUUCCGACUGACGCUACCGACUUUUUUCACGCGGUGUUUAAAGAAACGAUAACGUAUAGACUAGAAAAUAAAAUAGUCAGAAACGAUUUUGUCCAAUGUUUGAUACAAGCUAGAAAUGAUUUAGUUUUGAAUGCAGAUUUACCAAAACAUGAAAAAUUUACAGAAUCACAAAUCGUAGCAAAUGCUUUUGGAAUGUUUGCUGCCGGUUUUGAAACUGUAUCUUCUACCAUAAGCUAUUGUUUAUAUGAAUUAGCGUUAAAUAAAUCUAUUCAAGAUAAACUACGCAAAGACAUUCAACUAAAAUUGUCCAAAAAUGACGGACAAAUUAACUCCGAGUUUCUGAUGGAUCUUAAUUAUUUGGAUAUGGUUAUAGCAGAAACACUCCGUAAGUAUCCUCCACUGGUUGCUUUGUUCAGAAAAGCAUCACAAAAAUAUCGAGUACCCAAUGAUUCAUUAAUAAUUGAAAAGGGUCAAAAAAUAAUAAUUCCAAUUUAUGCAUUGCAUUAUGAUAGUAAUUAUUACCCGGAGCCUGAAAAGUUUAAUCCUGAAAGAUUUUCACCUGAAGAAAAAGCAAAGCGGCCAAAUGGUAUUUACCUACCAUUUGGUGAUGGACCUCGAAUUUGUAUAGGAAAACGUUUCGCAGAGAUGGAAAUGAAAUUGGCAUUUGUGGAAAUGUUAACCAAAUUUGAAGUAUUUCCAUGUGACAAAACGGAAAUUCCUCUAAAAUAUUCUAAUAAUGUUAUAACAUUGGUACCAAAACAUGGAAUUUGGCUAAGGUUUAAAAGAAUUAAUUGA